Messenger RNA from Vespa crabro (European hornet), 6507 nucleotides. RefSeq lists its product as uncharacterized. The coding region runs from base 1119 to 3680 and encodes 853 amino acids. Lineage: Eukaryota; Metazoa; Arthropoda; Insecta; Hymenoptera; Vespidae. Gene Ontology annotation, molecular function: chromatin binding; DNA binding. The record is from RefSeq and is a predicted model, not a curated record. The transcript is spliced from 10 exons. Gene Ontology annotation, biological process: chromatin organization; regulation of DNA-templated transcription. Gene Ontology annotation, cellular component: nucleus.
UGCUUGACUAACGUAGUGUUUCAAGCAAGUGUUUCUUCCAAGAUGGCGAACGUAGUUCGUUCGAAUUUUCAAGUAACACAAUGAAAAGGUAUACCGAGCCUUAUUCUCGGUUGUGAUGUAUUUCAUCGAGGAAAAUUCGUGUUGGUGAUCCGACGUCCUCGGACGUCGCGCGUUGUCGCGCGUGACUCGCGUGGAAGUGAUUACGGGCCGCCUGUGCGUGCCGCUCGUGCGUGCCGCCCGUGCGUGUCUCGUCGUUCAUUUGCCACGAAAGAAGAUAGAAGAAAAAAGAAAGGAAGGGAAUAAAUAAAUAAAGAAAUAAAUCAACGACGGGAAAGGGUUGAGAACAACAACGUUGAAGGAACGAUAGAAACAAAAAACAAAAAAGACAAGAUUUACAUAAAAAAUUGCAAGUGGAAGAAGGGGGGGAAGAAAAUUAAAAAAAUAUACAUAUAAUAAAAAGAAAAAGUGAAAAGGGUGGUAGAAAGGAAGGAAGGAAGGAAGGAAGGAAGGAAGGAAGGAAGGAAGGAAGUAAAAGAACCGUAAAAAGAGGAAGCAAAGGAGAAAUUGAAAAAAGACAUAGAUAGAUAGAUAGAUGGACGGAUAGAUAGAGAGACCGAGAGAGGGAGAGGGAGAGAGAGAGAAAGAGAGAAAGAAAAAAAUAAAGGAAGAAAGAAAGAAAUAUAAAAAAAAGGAAGAAAGGGAGAGAAGAUAGAGAGGUUGGCUUUUUUAUCCGCAGCAACGCGUGAGUACGCGUCGCCGUCUUUCGACGGGGGCGGAUUGACCGUCUCUGUCGUUGCUGCUUUUGCUUCUGCUCCGCCUCCUGCUGCUGCUCUUGUAUCGUAUCGUAUCGUAUCGUAUCGUAUCGUAUCGUCUUGUCUCGUCUCGUCUCGUCUCGUCUCGUCUCAUCUCGUCUCGUCUCGUCCCGUCUCGUCUCGUCUCGUCUCGUCUAGUCUCGUCUGGUGUUUUAUCGUUAACUUGAACGAGUCUCUCUAUGACCGAACACAUUUGCAAAUACCUGACGCAAAUUCGAAAAUGAGGCAGGAACAUUGCAAGUGAUUUCUACUAGAGGAAAGCCCCGAGGUACGAAGAUCCCCGUGCAGAAUGAAAUAAAAUAGAAAAUGUCAGAACUUGAGGAAAGUCUGGCAGCGCCGGAUAGUACAACGAGAGAACAGCGUCUGGGUUUCUCUCAUGGAGACGACGUAUUGCUCCAGCAUAAGGAUGGAAAAUAUUACUUGGGCACUGUCGUGGAGGUGGAUUUGGCUAGAGAGAGAUGUCUUGUCAAAUUUAUGGACAAUACAUCCUCCUGGUCGUCGGUUAAAGAGCUGACAAAAUUAGCUAUGCCCGAUUCAGAUGUUAUGUGCGUUCUCUGUAAGAAAUCCGAGCCUAAGACCGAUAAUGACAUUGUUGUGUGUGAUAAAUGUGGACGUGGCUACCAUCAACUUUGUCAUCAGCCUCAAGUAUCAAAAGAAGAAACAAGAAGCGAUACGAAUUGGAUGUGUAAACGAUGUAUGGAUAAUCAGACGAGAAAUCGUGAAUCUGGAGAGAUUAAGAAAUGUAUGGUUAAAGUAAAUAUUAGGAAAGUUUGUAGCGGUAGAGAUCAACCUCAACCACCUCCGGAUGAUAUGACAAAAUUACCAUAUGACCCUGAUAUGUUGAGUUGGGACGUACACCAUCGAGUGAAUGCAGAACAAAUUUAUUGUUAUUGUGGUCUAAAUGGAGAAUGGUACACGCAAAUGUUGCAGUGUGCUCGUUGUAAACAAUGGUUCCAUGAAAAGUGUGUUAGUUGCUUAAGGUAUCCUCUCUACAGCGGAGAUAGAUUCUAUGUUUUUGUUUGUUCGACGUGCAAUUAUGGGAAAGAAUUCGUACGACGUUUGGAAUUGAAAUGGGUCGAUUUAGUGCACCUGAUGUUGUACAAUCUGACUGUUUACAAUGCAAAAAAGUAUUAUGAUUUAGAUACGGUUAUUAUACCUUAUGCCAAUGACAAUUGGAAUUCUUUGCAACUUCCACCACGUAUUCGAGAUGUCAGCGUUCAAGUACGACGAGAAUCAAUACUAGCUAUAUUAACAAAUAAUAGAAAUAGGUUCAAGUGCGGAAGAGAAAUUAAAAAACGUACCACAAUAUGGGGUCUUAGAGUUAGAUUACCACCGCCAUGUCCUAUCGUUAAUCUUCCAGCGUCUGGAAUAAUAGAUGAUUCAGUGUUACGUAGAUGCUGGGGUGCUAAUAAAAGACUACAAUAUUUAUCUCCGUCAGCAGGAUGUAUGCCAGAAAGUACAAAACAGUUAAGCGUACUGAAGGAAAGUUCACCAGAAAAUUUGGAGAUACCUGUUAAUCCAUCGGACGUGGUCAUGAGAGGAACAAUUUAUCAAAAUUCUGAAGCAGAACAGAGCUCGUGUCCAAGUCCAAGUCCUCCUUCUCAAUCCACGCAGUCUUUGAGAGAACGAUACAGUGGAGGUGGUUUUGUAAAAAAAACUUUCCCAUUUCCAAAGUUAAGUUUACAAAGAAGAAGAAGAUUAAUGGUAUUGGGUAGUUCUCGAGAAAGGAUGUUACGUAAACAUAAAAAAAGGGAGAAAGGUUGUGGAGAUGGUUCAUUAGGAAAAUCGCAAGGUGUUAGGGAGGCCAGAUAUAGAAAAGCUAGGAAGCUAUUAAAAAAUGCCAUUGCUAAGAGCAAAUCUAGAAAUUCGGAACAAUCGGAUUUACCACCAACACCCCCGACUUCUGUAUCUGGUCCGCCAACACCACCGGCUACCACUUCGGGUAUGUCGGAAUUAUCUGUACCCAGUUCAAUGGAAUUAAUGCACCCUCUGCCACCAUCGACACCAGCAGAUACAAGUGGCGAUGAAACAAGUUCAAGAGGAACAUUAGAUUCUUUCAUUCCACCACCAAAAGAUUUUGAAGGGAAAAACAAUCCCUUUCGAAAUCUCAGCGAUUUAUUGGGUACACCUUGCAGUCUUAAUCAGGCAAGCUCCAGUACACCUUUACCUUAUAAUCAAUGUCCCAUUACAUUGCCUCUUCCAUUGACACCCGUGAUAGCACAACCACCAGUAGUACGUCCAACAAAACGUCAAUUAUCAGAAAAAGACAUUAUCAUAGACAGAAAUGGACAAGUGAAACGAAAAAGACAACAUCGACGUGGUAGACCAUCUCAACAGCAACAACAACUUCAACAACAAUUUCAACAUACAGCUAGUAAAACCGCUACGAUUUUGCCAGCACGAUAUAACGAAGUUAAAAAUGAAUUUGUGAGAAAUUUAAGGAGUUCGUUCAAUGGUGGUGGUGGUGGUGGUGGUGGUGGUGGUGGUGGUAAUGGUGGUGGUGGUGGUGGUGGUGGUGGUGGUGGUGGUGGUGGUGGUGCUUCAAGCAGUGCCAGUAGUCAAAUUGGAAAUUGUGUAGAUUAUGCCUUAAAUGGAAGAAGAUUACGACAACGACAAAGCAGUGAAAAAUUACCACCACCGGAUCCACAGCCACAAAAGAAGUGUAAUACAUCCUCCUCUCCUAAAUGUUCACCCAUGAAGCAAAGUACUCCUGACAUAUCUUUGGAUGAUCUUAAGUCAUCGGUGAAUAUUUACUUCGGAGCUGCCAACAGGAUAGCAGCAGGUGAGAAGUUUGUGAUCAAGGCGAAAAGGGUAGGACCUAAUGGUCAAACGCAGUAUCUCAUAGAAUGGGAAAGUCUUAACACUUAACGGUAAAAAUGUCAUUUACAUCAUGGUCAGGUAAUGAUGCUCGACCAAAUAAUAUUGAGUAGAGAACAACUGUUAUCUGACAAUCUGGAUACUUAGGAUGAGAAUAUCGUAACGAAUCGAUUUGUGUUACUCACUGCCAUUCGUUAAAUACAUUUAUCUAUAAUGAGUAUGUCUAUUAAUUGGUUCAUGAUGUUUGAUUGUUCUUAUAAGUAUAUAUUAUUAGAGUUUAGAUUUUUUAAGCAUACAGUAUAGGUUAAUGAAAUUUAUCAUUUAGAAAAUUUACAGUUACAGUUACUACAAUUGUCAAAAAGAAGAAGAAAGAAAAAAAAAAAAAGAAAAUAAACCAUCAUUGCUGGUCAAUGAAUUGAAGUUUUGUAGAAAUUUAAAAGUUGGGCCUAUCAUCUCUCUUGAUUUUCUUUUGCGCAGCACUGAAAUAAUAAUAUUUGAUUCCAUAAUAAAAUUAUACCGUCCAAAUUUAUUAUCCAAGCAAAUGUUAGGUCAUUAAAGUUGAAUAAAAAGAUUAUUACAUAAAAGAUUAUUACAUAAAAUAAAUUGGAAGAUAUACCAAGAACUUAUAAGAAGAAUCAAAUAUGCAUAUACCAAUUAUAUCUUGUAAAUAAUGUAGUAUAGUAGUCUAACAUUAAAAAAUCAAUAAACGUGGGUCAUGUGAAAAGCAAAUGAAGUCACGUAGGCUCUGUCUUUUUUUGGAGAGCAAAUUGAUUGUCUCUCUUCAAAAUUAUAGGGCAAAAACCAUAGUUAUGAUAAAGAUAAUCGUGAAUCGAUGCAGAUGGUUGUUCCUGUCAUUUGAGCUAUCGUAAUAGUACAUGUUAGUAGUGUGUAGUACAGAGUAAGAUGAAGCAGACAUACUGCGAAAGAUUAUUUUUUAAUACAAUCAUAAGACAUACGAUCAUCAAUUUCUGCAACUUUACCAUCUUUUAAGUCAUUGAUUCAUACAAAAUACACGAACACAAAAAGUCUAACAAAUUAUAUUGGUAUUUUACAAUAGUAAUAAUAUUACGAUAAAAUGAAUUUAUUUUUAUUACGCCGAACCUUCGAGACCGUAUUUGGAUAGUUUAAUUACGAUCAUAUAGAUGUCCAUUUCUAAUGAGAUAGAACUUAUAAUGACUUAAGAUGCUGAAGAUGCAGAAUAAAUUAUUGCUCCCUAUUAUGCAAAACUAAAAAAGAAAGCACAUGCUUGUUUCAUACCACGUGUAAGUAAAAGAACAAUUACAAUUAAUCUCCUCCUAGAUGUUCGAACAACCUACUCUGCGGAAGUAUAAUAGACAAUUGACUAAUUUAUCUUCGUUGACUUUUCACACGAUAUAAAAUAAAACCGUAUAUAAGAUUCUUUAAGGUGCCGGAUGUUUCAUAAUUUGAUAUGUUUUAGAAUCCGUAUUGCACGGUGUCUGUGAUCUGAGCAAUGCUAAUCGGAUAAAGUAUCCGAUGAAAGCCAAUCAUAAAUAUUGGUAAUGACUUAAUUAUUAUGAGAUUAUAUAUCCUAAUUUAAAGAAAAAGGGUCACAUAUUUAACGUACAAUUUUGCAAGACAUCAUCAAUCGCUCAUACAAAUUUUAUGUAAGAAAAUUUUCACAAAUUUGGACUAUGUAUUUAUCUAAUCGCAGAUUUUUGUUUUUUUAAUUUAAUUUAAUUUUUAUUAUAAAUAUGAUAUUUCUCAUAUUUAUGCAAGCAUUCCUAUUUUAUUACGAUACGUAAUGUGGUAAAUAAUCUACAUAAAAAUAUUUAAACAAGUUGCAGUAGGGAUUUAUACUAUGAUGGAAUAUAUAAUUAAAACAGCCGAAAUGAAAAGAACAAGAAAACAAACAAACAAACGAACAAUUUAUUAACAAUAGUAUCAGAUUCUACAGAUACCAUCUUCGUCGUCAUCUUAAAAGCGAUUAACUUUAGACUGGUUUUACAACUUUAAAGUUAUAUUAUAUUAGACAUUGAAAGAAUCUUCAUACGCAAAUGUUUGCGAACGAUUUAUUAUCUCAAUCGCUUACAUCUAAAGAUUUUUUUUUACAUCUAAAUGUUUUCUUAAUGCGAUUGUGAAUUUAUUGUAUAGCAUUGGGAUUGCAAUUUUCUUUGCACUUUGGCCUACAUAGAGAGGCUCAUAAUUGUAUUAACAGAAAUGAUAUUGUUUAUUUCAAUAUGUCAGUGGUAUAUUUUUGAUCUGAUUUGAUUUGUCGAUUUUUCAAAAUUAUAUCCUUCUUUCCUACCACCACCCCCCCCCCCCCCACAAAUCCUUUUAUCAAUUUAUUAUACAAACCAAUGAAUUUCAACUAAAAUUAUCACUGACGUAUCGAAAUCUACAAGUAUUUUCUUUUUUUUUUCUUUCCUUUUUUUUUCUUUUUUUAUUAGGAAAUGAUUUAAGUCACACAUAUAUUAUGUUUAUCACUUUAAUAUAUGUAAUCAUAUUGAUUUGUUGCUGUUCUAUUAUCAUCGUGUCGCAUUCAAUUGUUAUAUUAUCAUAAUAUUUAGAGUAUCGAAAUUUUGCCUAGAUUAAAAAAAAAAAAGGAAAAGUUAAUCUCCAAACGUGAUCUAUGUAAUAUUUACAUAAAUUAUGUUUUUUAAGUAUACUUUUCUUUUAACAUACGUAAAAAUAUGAUAUACAACAAUAUUAAAUAUUGUUUCUCAUCCCUAGAAAUAUAUAUAUAUAUAUAUAUAUAUGUGUGUGUGUAUACCAUAUAUAUAUAUAGAUAACGUUGGACGGAUAUAAAGAAUGGACACUGCCAAACGCUAAUAAGUUAUUUUUCUGAAUAACAAUAUAUAUAACGAUAUUAUAUAUUACAUAUUUUAUGUCGGCAAAUAUUAAGACAAUUUCUUUUUUA